Closterium sp. NIES-65 is the source of this 825-nucleotide messenger RNA. The record is from the annotation of a GenBank genome assembly. NCBI's taxonomy places the organism in Eukaryota, Viridiplantae, Streptophyta, Zygnematophyceae, Desmidiales, Closteriaceae.
AUGACUAGCAUAAUGGGUAGCAUGGCAGUGGGGCAGCAUGGCAGUGGAGCAGCAUGGCAGUGGAGCAGCAUGGCAGUGGGGCAGCAUGGCAGUGGGGCAGCAUGGCAGUGGGGCAGCAUGGCAGUGGAGCAGCAUGGCAGUGGAGCAGCAUGGCAGUGGAGCAGCAUGGCAGUGGAGCAGCAUGGCAGUGGGGCAGCAUGGCAGUGGAGCAGCAUGGCAGUGGAGCAGCAUGGCAGUGGGGCAGCAUGGCAGUGGGGCAGCAUGGCAGUGGGGCAGCAUGGCAGUGGGGCAGCAUGGCAGUGGAGCAGCAUGGCAGUGGAGCGGCAUGGCAGUGGGGCAGCAUGGCAGUGGGGCAGCAUGGCAGUGGGGCAGCAUGGCAGUGGAGCAGCAUGGCAGUGGAGCAGCAUGGCAGUGGAGCAGCAUGGCAGUGGGGCAGCAAGGCAGUGGGGCAGCAUGGCAGUGGGGCAGCAUGGCAGUGGGGCAGCAUGGCAGUGGGGCAGCAUGGCAGUGGGGCAGCAUGGCAGUGGAGCAGCAUGGCAGUGGAGCAGCAUGGCAGUGGGGCAGCAUGGCAGUGGGGCAGCAUGGCAGUGGGGCAGCAUGGCAGUGGAGCAGCAUGGCAGUGGAGCAGCAUGGCAGUGGAGCGGCAUGGCAGUGGGGCAGCAAGGCAGUGGGGCAGCAUGGCAGUGGGGCAGCAUGGCAGUGGAGCAGCAUGGCAGUGGAGCAGCAUGGCAGUGGGGCGGCAUGGCAGUGGGGCAGCAUGGCAGUGGGGCAGCAUGGCAGUGGGGGAGCGUGGCAGUGGGGCAGCACCAACAGCAGAUCGUUUAA